AUGUGUGGCCCCCAACGGGAUAUCAGCGAGGUGUUUGCUGAUAUUGCUCUUGUCGAGGAUCGAAUAGUUGAGACAGCGUACGCCGAGGGUUUUAGUGAAGGCGUCACCUCGGGAAAUACCGACGCUUACCAUUUGGGGUACCACAGAGGCGCGGAAAUUGGGGCUGAAUUUGGUUACUAUUUAGGGAUUGUGGCUUUGAAUGAAAAUUGUGCGAGAAAGAAGCAAGCUGAUGCAGUAAAAUCCCUAAAACAGUCUCUCGAGGGAUUUCAAGGUUAUAAUUGUGGAUUGGAGGAAAAAAUUUCGGUAAUUCGUGGAAAAUUCCACAAAGUCUGUGCCCUCCUGGGCAUCAAGGGGGCCAUUAAGACUGGAGAAUUGGAUUUCUAA
Phlebotomus papatasi is the source of this 384-nucleotide messenger RNA. RefSeq names its product protein LTO1 homolog. Bases 1 to 384 code for a protein of 127 amino acids. The transcript has a single exon. Lineage: Eukaryota; Metazoa; Arthropoda; Insecta; Diptera; Psychodidae. The record is from RefSeq and is a predicted model, not a curated record.